GUGCCUUGUCAACGUAGAAUGACAACACUACUCGUCUCGUCUGCUUAUGUUUUGUUUUUUUGUUGAACCGGAACAGUUGACAAACGCAUUUCUAUUUUCUGUGAAUACCUAAAUCUUGCUUAUUGCCAGUUUGAUCAAGCGAAAGCAUUAGCCUAAGCAUGGAGUCCAUGCAUGAAGCGGCACGCCUGAAAUGAUGCUUAGAAUCCCAAACACCAACACCUCAAACAUCUAUUUUCAAGAAUUCUAAAAUAAUUGUUUAAUUUCUUCCUUAUUUAUAAAAUAUAUCUUCGCCAUGCCUAGAACUGUCAUGCAACUUGAAAUGAACGAUUCACCAUUACUAAGAAAAGACACUAUGAAACAUCGAAUUUCUAAAUGGAGCAGCUUCUUUGAGAAGCUCGAAAAUAAGGUUCACAACUCUCUUCAUGAGGAAUCUGACACAGAAGAAAUCUCUUUUGAAACAUUUGCUGUUGACCCAAAGUUUAAGUCUGCAGACGAAGAGUAUAGAAAAGCCAGAGUAUCAUUAUUGCAAGAGCUUGGUAUCACUGAAGAUGAAGUGUCACAAGUUGCAAGUAAAGAUAAUGAUGAAGGCAGCGAGGAAGACUCUGCUGGUGCAACUACGUCUGAUGAACAGGGUAGUGAGAGCUCUGAUAAUGAAGUCAGCUGCGAUGAAGGCAGUCAGAAAGACUCUGCCUCUGAUGAUGAACAUGGUUGUGAGAGAUCUGAUAAAGGAGUUGGCCCUCAAAAUAAAAAAGAAUUUGGAAAAUCGCUGAAACAUCUCCGUAAAGGAAAAGUAUCAUUACUACAGGAAGAUAGUAAUUCUGAAGAUGAAUUAGCUCAAGUGAAAGGCAGCGAUAUUGAUAAAGACUGUGCUGCAAUUGAAUCUGACGACGAGCAGAGUAGUCAAAGCUCAGAUGAUGACUUUAGCCCCAAAUACAAAAUAGAUCCAGAAACAUCACUGAGACAGCUCAGAAAAGAAAAAAUUUCAUUUCUACAGGAAGACAGUGUUUCUGAUGAUAAAUUGGCUCAAAAUGAAGGUAGAGUUAUUGACAAAGACUGUGCUGCUAUCGUAUCUGGCAACAAGCAGAGUAGUCAAAGCACUAAUGAAGAUUCAGAUAACCCAUCUAAAUUAGGUAAAAAUUUGGAUAAAAUCCUAAAAUUUAACAAGAACCAAGUUGAUGAAUCAAUAUCAAAUUUAGGACAGUGUGAAAACUCGGAAAACACCUUUAGAUAUAAGAGACUAGAAUCAACACUCAAUGAUGUGGAGAGUGGGUGUGAACACACACCGUCCAAACUCAACACUUUAACUUCACUUGAAAAUCUGAAUUAUUCAAGUACUAGUAGUACCAAAAGAUUUCAGUUGGUAAAGGGAAAUCAAAACAAAGAAAGAAAUUCCUCAUGUAGCUCUCUCAUUUCAAAGAGAACUGCAAAGAGUUUAUUAAGGAAUCUGGAAACUGCAGAUAAUAAUGGAGCAGAAAACAUUCCUGUAAGUAAUCUUGUGCUUCAUGGGGGCCAACACACCUCUCCUGAGAGAACCAAUUUGAAGAAGAAAAGGACAGGUGAUACCUCAAAGACGUGUCACAGAAAAAUUUAUAGCAAAACUUUGAGGGGUGGAGUUGAUGGAAUCCUAAUCAAUGACAGUUCUUUGCCCUUUAAUUCUGUCUGCACUAGACACAAAGAUGAUGGGUCACUGAGACCAAAUGUCAAGGAAACAGAGAUACAGGAUACAUCUGGGAUUUACACGCCACAUCCACAAGACUCGUCAACACAACAAGAUUUUAAUAACAAGGUGCCUGAGAGCAAAGCUGAUAUUAUUGAGAUGUAUAAUCAAUAUGCACUGUGGAAACUUCAGAAGAGACGAAAAUCAGGAUGUGGAUCUCUUCAUAUAGUUUCAAAUUUAAAUGAAGAACCGUCAGAUGAAAACAAAUUGGUGCCCAUUUCAUCACCAGUUGUGCACAAGCCUGUGCUAACACCGCGAAGAUUCUCAUUGAAAAAGACGGUAUACUAGAUCUCUGUGGCCCAUGUUUUAUUGAUAGUCCCUACAACCGUUAAACAAUGAUUGUCGCCAUGUUCUUUUUAAUUGUGUCUAUCAUCAAUUUUAAUCUCUAUCCAAGAUUUCUUGGCAUAGUUAAAAUUUUAAAAGAAUUAUUAUAGCUAAUUAAAAUAUAUAUGAUCUUGUGUUACAUGUACAGUA
This is a messenger RNA of Frankliniella occidentalis (western flower thrips), 2191 nucleotides long. RefSeq names its product clumping factor A-like. The record is from RefSeq and is a predicted model, not a curated record. Bases 293 to 2005 code for a protein of 570 amino acids. The transcript is spliced from 8 exons. Lineage: Eukaryota; Metazoa; Arthropoda; Insecta; Thysanoptera; Thripidae.